AUGCAUGUUUUCUUCAUCUGUCGUUUUGCAAAGGAAGUCUGGAAACUCAUCCCGUUAAAGAAUCCAGUUCACAUAGCUGCUGAUCUAGACUUCAAGAACGCAAUGAUUCUCUUCCGAAGAGCCACUUGUCUACUGCCGACAAGAAUCAAACAUAGCAUCCUUCCCUGGGUAUGCUGGUUGCUCUGGACUGCUCGAAAUAAACUCAUCUUCGAAGACAAAACCUCUACACCUGCGGAUCUAGCGAUAAAGGCUUUAACAGCAGCAAGGGAGUGGGAUCGAGCACAACCUACAUCAACAAAGUCAGCAUCUUUUGGCGUGUCAAACCAAAUGUCCUCAAAUCAACGAAGCGCUUACCUGUCGAAGAUAACAUGCAAGGUUGACGCCGCUUGGGAUUCCUCCACGAAGAAAGCGGGAAUUGCCUGGAUUAGGCCUGAGCAUCCGGGUCUUUACGUCGGGUUCGGGUCGGGUUUUAUCGGGUCCGGGUCCUUCGGUUCCUAG
Molecule: messenger RNA, 498 nt
Organism: Brassica napus (rape)
Lineage: Eukaryota; Viridiplantae; Streptophyta; Magnoliopsida; Brassicales; Brassicaceae
Exons: 1
Coding region: 1-498 (165 amino acids)
Source: RefSeq, a predicted model, not a curated record